This is a messenger RNA of Ustilago hordei, 3168 nucleotides long. RefSeq lists its product as uncharacterized. Gene Ontology annotation, molecular function: mismatched DNA binding; ATP binding; ATP-dependent DNA damage sensor activity. Gene Ontology annotation, biological process: mismatch repair; reciprocal meiotic recombination. The record is from RefSeq and is a predicted model, not a curated record. Gene Ontology annotation, cellular component: nucleus. The transcript has 15 exons. The coding region runs from base 1 to 3168 and encodes 1055 amino acids. Lineage: Eukaryota; Fungi; Basidiomycota; Ustilaginomycetes; Ustilaginales; Ustilaginaceae.
AUGCAAUUCAACAACGGCACUGGCUGGCAACUGCCCCAGCUUGGACAGGGCCAACAAUUAACACCACCAAGUCGCUCGCCAUCUUCGGCUUCCCUUGCGGCUUUCACUUCAAGCUUCCGCAUUCCUGGCAUCUUGCCUGCCAACAGAGUCAACCGCCAUGAGCAACAACCAAUGGCUCAACCUGUUGCUUCUAAUACUUCAUUCGUUCGCCUCUUCGCACCAACACCACAGCAAGAAAGUACCAACUUGUUCCUACAGCAGCAUGGCAGGGACACGGACACGACCGUCGAUUGGCUACCUAAAGGGGGUCCAAACCCUAGAGAGUUCAUCGACAAUUCCCAAGCCGGACUCGGGUUCGAAUUUGAUCCUCGACCAGAUUCGCGAUUAGACAGGGAAAGCAGAGACAGGCCUCUGAUUCGCUACACGCCAGAACCACGACAAUUUGAUGCAGCUCCAAUGGAAGAGCCGCCUAUCCGUCCAUUCACCGCUUCAUCUUACCAUCGCAGUAAGCUGGUCACCGCGGAUGGCUUUGUCGGUAACUACGUCUGCGCCGUUCUCGAGAACAGAGGUACCGGUCGCGAGGUCGGCAUUGCCUCGAUCGAUCGAGAAACGGGACUUUGUGUGAUCACACAGAUUGCCGACACACCCACGUACGUUCGCACCAUCCACCACAUUAGCAUAUAUCCUCCCAGCAUCCUUCUUGUUCCCGCUUCUGGUCAGCCAGCCUGGAAGAACACCAUGUCUGGCUUGACCUCUCAAAGCAGCAAGCGUCGCAGAGCGCAGGACGACGUUGAUGACGAAAAUGAACAAAGAGAACAGACGCAGCGUACUAGUACGUCUAUGCUCAUCAAAUGCCUCGAAGAAAUAUGCGGCAUCCAGGCUUCUCCCUACCUUCGAAGGCACUGGAACUACCAUGAAGGGGCACGAUGGUUGGACAAACUCUUGGUCGACGAUGCAGAGGACGUCAAGGACAACAAUGAGCAGUCUGCGCCCCGACCUUCACAAGAUGGUGCCUAUCACAUCCAGCAGUCCCAAGACCAAGCCCCUUCGAGGCCUCAGACAGCUUGGACCAACCGAACUUCGCUCGAUUUUAGUGCCAAAGCCUCAACCAGAGCAGCCAUUCUGGUCGCGGUCGCCGACAAGUAUUACUUGCUCUCUGCUGUUGCUGCUCUGUUCAGCUACUUUACAGAUCAAUUCAGUCGAGUGUUCACAUCAAAGUCGCUUCGCAUUCGCUACGUCGUACCUGAAGGCAACAAUACGGCUCACGAUUUAGAGCUUGUUCGUAAUAGUAUCGAUCCAAGGUCGCAAGACUGUCUCUACGGGAGAACUGAACCCCGUUCUAAUUUUCGCGACGCAGACCUUCAAACACUCGCUGCUCGGCAAGAAGCGGUGGCCGAGUGUGUUCGCUACGAGGAGCGAUUCUACGCUAUUCAGCAAAGCUUAAGGCCGAUCCGCGAUAAAUCUAUUGAUCUCGACAAGCUCAUUCAUAUCCUGUCCUGCCCGCCAAAGCGAGGCAAAGAGACGAGGCUCGACACCGAACGCAAGAUAGAGAGCAUUCUCAGCCUUCGUACUCUCCUGAGCUCACUUGGACCAGCCCGAGCCGCUCUUCAAAACGCUUCGAGUGGUCUCCUGCAGGCAAUCUGGUCGUUUCUCGACUCAGAGCAGAUCGACAGGAUCAGCGAAUCCAUCCACCUCACGAUCGAUGAAGACAUUGCGCACGCGAAAGGAGGCAUCACAUCCCGCAACGCCAAGAUGUAUGCCGUACGAGCCGAACGCAGUCCUUUGCUCGACGUCGCAAGGCAGACGUACAGGGAAAACUUAGAAGACAUUACUCGUCUCUGUGACAUGGAGAAACGCGAGACUGGGCUUGACCUUAACCUCAAGCUUGUUGCGAAUGGCUUUCUAUUUCAAACAAGGUUGGACAAGACCCAGAUGCACACUCUGCCAGAGCGCUUCAGGAACAUCACUAGAGCCAAAAGUGGCAAGAUCGUCACCAUGACGACGAUACCCUUGAAGCAGCUCAACGCCCGACUGGUGGAAGCGAUGAACGAGGUCUGCACCAUGUCAGACCUGAUCAUCGAGCAGCUGAUCGAAGAGAUCAUUGGUCAGGUUGCGUCGCUCUACAAGGUAUCAGAAGCACUUGCCCUGCUGGACAUGGUGGUCAGCUUUGCGCACGUCUCCAAGUGCAAUGAUUAUGUUCGGCCUGUUUUUGGCGAGACUCUCGACAUUCGCAACGCGCGUCAUCCCAUCCUUGACCGCGUCGACAUCCCUACGAUUGGUCCUCCCAGCGCUGUCUCUCGUCGACGACAGCCCUUCGUCCCGAAUGACAUUUAUCUCGCUCCUGGUGAGCGAGUUUGCCUCGUCACGGGGCCCAACAUGUCCGGAAAGAGCACAUUCCUCCGCCAGAUUGCACUCAUUACUGUCCUAGCUUGCAUUGGAUGCUUCGUACCGGCGACACGAGCAACCACGCCUAUGCCUGAUGCCAUUCUCAGCCUCCUAACGCAUGAAGACGACCCGACCCAGAACCUCUCCACCUUUGCGGCUGAGAUGCGCACUUCUGCUUUCAUCCUCAGUGUCGGUACACCACGCUCGCUCGUCAUCCUCGACGAAAUGGGACGAGGCACUUCUCCUGACGAGGGCUGCGCCGUCGCCACAGCCAUCAUUGAAGAGAUGAUCAACGAGAACGGUAGCAAAGUCUUUUUCGCGACUCACUUUGGCGAGCUCGUCGAUGGUCUGGACGGCAAAGAGGGUUUCGUAUGUCAGCAUCUCGAGGUCAGCACAAUUCAGCGGAGGGAGGACGUUGGUCUUGUCUUUCAUCACAAGCUACAUCUCGGGCCCGGUCUCAACACACAUUACAGUCUCCAGGUUGCCAAAAUGAUGGGAUGCUUCAGCAACGACUUUUUGGAACGAGCGGAGGAGGUGGCGGUGGCAGAGCAGGCAGCGAAUGCGGACAGGGAUAAUGCCAUGAAUUCAGAGACGAGGGAGAGAAGGAAGCUUCUUCGCAGAGUCGUGCGUGACCUCUGCCGUCUCAUUCAAGCCCCGCUUCAGAGUGAGGUCUCAGAGGGUGUGGAAGAGAAUGCGAUUCGAGAUGCAGAGAAGCUGAUCGAGAAAUUGGCGACUUUGCAGAUCAACGCAGCCAACGAACUCGAUGCCACAUUUGAGGCCUAG